AUGCCUCGUGGUCAGAAGAGUAAGCUCCGUGCCCGUGAGAAGCGCGAGCGUGCCCGUAUUGAAACCCAGGACCUCCAGGGUGCUGAGGCCUCUGCUACCAAGGUCAGCGCAUUGGUGCAGUUCAUGAUUGAGAUGUAUAAAAAUAAACAGCCCAUUAUGAAGACAGAGAUGGAGAAGGUUUUAACAGAAAAGUAUAAGGAGGAAUUCCCUGAGAUCCUGAAGAGAGCCAUGGACCGCAUGGAGGUGGUCUUUGGCCUUGAAUUGAAGGAAAUUAACCCCAACACUUCUUCCUCCAUGAGGCCCACAUCAUCGGCCUCCUCCCACUGCUCCCAGCUGUCCCUGACACGAGUCAGCAUGCCUGCUGCUCAGAGGAGUAUGGCCCAUGCCCGUGAGAACAGUGCCUGGCCCCAGGUGACGAGCUCCCAAACUACUCCUAGUCACAAGGGGCCUGACAGAGUCCCAUCCAUCUCCACUGCCAUUGCUGAUGUAGGUGCCAACAACCAAGAAGAGGGAAGUUUAAAUUCCACUAAGACCUCACCCUCCACUGAGAAGUCUCAAAGAGACCCUGUGAUCUGGAGAACUAGCCUGUUGUUGCAGUUCCUGCUAUAUAAGUACAAAAUGAAAGAGCUCAUUACCAAGACAGAAAUGAUGAAGAUCAUCAACAAAAAGUACAAGGAGCAUUUCCCUCAGAUCCUCAGGAGAGUCUCUGAGCACAUGGACCUUGUCUUUGGUCUUGAGCUGAAGGAAGUUGACCCGAAAGGUCAGUCCUAUGCUCUGGUUAGUCAGUUAAAGAUGACCAAGGAAGAGAAUCUGAGUGGUGGCAGGGGGCUUCCCAAGCAGGGGAUUCUGAUGCCUCUCCUGGGUGUGAUCUAUAUGAACAACCACCGGGCCCCUGAGGAGAAGAUAUGGGAAUUCUUGAAUGCCUUGGGGAUCUAUGAUGGGAAAAGACACUUCAUCUUCGGUGACCCCAGGAAGCUUCUGACCAGAGAUUUGGUGCAGGAAAAGUACCUGGAGUACCGGCAGGUACCUGGCAGUGAUCCUCCGCGCUAUGAGUUCCUGUGGGGGCCCAGAGCCCAUACUGAAGCCAGUAUGAUGAGAGUCAUAGAGUUUUGGACUAAGAUAAAGAAUAUUGAUUCCAGUGCAUUUGAAGCCCUGUAUGAAGCAACUUGGGGAUAUGAGGAAGAGAGAGAGGAAGCCACAGUAUGGUCAGGUCGUAAUGCCAGGGCUAUGGCCCGUUUCAGGGCCAAGUCCAGCAGGUCCUCCCACCCCAAGUGA
Messenger RNA from Chrysochloris asiatica (Cape golden mole), 1275 nucleotides. RefSeq names its product melanoma-associated antigen B3-like. Gene Ontology annotation, biological process: negative regulation of transcription by RNA polymerase II. Bases 1 to 1275 code for a protein of 424 amino acids. Gene Ontology annotation, cellular component: nucleus. The record is from RefSeq and is a predicted model, not a curated record. NCBI's taxonomy places the organism in Eukaryota, Metazoa, Chordata, Mammalia, Afrosoricida, Chrysochloridae. The transcript is spliced from 4 exons.